This is a messenger RNA of Indicator indicator, 975 nucleotides long. It is a transcript of the gene AAGAB, whose product is annotated as alpha and gamma adaptin binding protein. The record is from RefSeq and is a predicted model, not a curated record. Lineage: Eukaryota; Metazoa; Chordata; Aves; Piciformes; Indicatoridae. The transcript has 10 exons. Bases 1 to 945 code for a protein of 314 amino acids.
AUGGCGGCGGCGGGGCCCUUCGCGCUGGUGACCAGCUGCGCCGCCGGCUUCGCGGCCGAGGAGGUCGUCAAACGUAUCACAGGAAGAGAUGAUCUCACUGUAGGUGCAGUUGCAAGUGGAAGAGUGAAUUUUUAUCCCUGGACAAUAGACAAUAAAUACUACUCAGCAGACAUUCAUCUGUGUGUAGUACCCAACACGUUUCAUGUUACUGCAGAUAUUGCUGAAUCUGUGCAAGCAUUCGUUGUGUACUUCGACAGCACAGCAAAAUCUGGACUUGAUAGUGUCUCUGAAUGGCUUCCCCUGACAGAAGAGUGGUUACCAGAAGUCAUGAUCCUGGUUUGUAACAGAGUUUCUGAAAACGGUGUUAACAGACAGAAAGCUCAAGAAUGGUGCAUCAAACAUGGCUUUGAACUGGUGGAACUUAACCCUGAGGAGCUGCCUGAUGAAGAUGAUGAUUUUCCAGAGUCCACUGGAGUGAAACGAAUCGUACAAGCCUUGAAUGCCAACGUGUGGUCCAACGUUGUCAUGAAGAGUGACAGGACCCAGGGCUUUGGUCUGCUCAGUUCCUUAGCAGGUGCAAACUGUAGCAUUGGGUCAGAAGAAAACCAAGACACAGAAUCCAAUCCGACCUCAGCAGAUGGAGAAGAGUCCCAGUUAGACAGCAGAGAAGAUGGAGCGAGCACCAACGGCCUACAGACUGACAGCAUGGAGGACCCCACGUUAGAUACAGACAUUCAGGAGUUAGCCAACCUCACCACGAGAGACGGCGACCUGGAGAACUUUGAAAGGCUCUUUACAAAGCUGAAGGAAAUGAAAGAUAAAGCUGCCACAUUGCCUCACGAACAAAGGAAACUACAUGCAGAAAAGGUGGCCAAAGCAUUCUGGAUGGCCAUCGGCGGGGACAGAGAUGAAAUCGAAGGUCUCUCCUCGGAUGAAGAAAACUGAGCUCUGUAGCUGCAGGCAUCAGAGCAGUGC